AUGUCUCUCCGAAAGCCCGCCAAAUCCCGGAAGGCCAUGAAAGGUCGGAAGCGCGAGGUCGAGGGAGUCAUCCCUAUAACUCGCUUCUUGAUUAACAUCGAUAAGCUGGAUUCGGCCCCUUUGUACAGCCCGCGUACCCAACGAUUCGUACCCAUCCCUAGCAAUCUUCUUAAUAGGCACGAUUUCUUUCUGCAAAGCAUCCGGACCUCCGACGCAGUGGAAACAUGGGCUAAUGCGUUUGUAGCGCUGCAGAGGAUGGCGAACUCUUCUGCGAAUGGCGGACACGUGGACCAAUCUGAUCAUUUGGCGCUGCUUCCUCCCAAUGUUCGUAAGAAGGGCAGGCCAACGCUAGUUCUUGAUCUCGAUGCGACCUUAUUCUAUACGUCUGCGGAGCUUCUGAAUACGCCCUUGGACUACUUCGACAUGGGAGAAGAGUCCACAUACCGUUAUCUCUAUCUGCGACCAUAUGCGUUGGACUUCCUUGGGUGGGCCUCGACUGUCUUUGAGGUUAUCAUUUGGACCGCAGCAAUGGAAUCAUACGCAGAGCCGAGAAUCAGAGCUACUGAGAUAGAUCGUUACGCAGAUGUUGUCCUGUACAGAGGUGCAUGCGACAUGAUAGAUGGCUCCCUGGUAAAGAACCUGGCUAAGCUGGGGCGCCCCCUGUCAGAUAUGAUCAUUGUAGAUGACAAUCCGGUUUCCUAUGCUCUGAAUGUGGAACUAGCCUAUCCUAUACCCCCCUUCAGCGGCGAAGAAGAUGAUCUAGAGCUUCUUCGGCUUGUUCCGAUCCUUCGCAAGGUGCUAGAGCUGUCCUCGCUGAAGCGAGGAAUAUACAAGACUAUCUUCAGCGGGUCAUCGAUGCAUCGAGCACUCGAGACUAUCGGACAGUAUACUUAUGCUUCUGGUCUCUAA
Messenger RNA from Giardia duodenalis, 909 nucleotides. RefSeq names its product Nuclear LIM interactor-interacting factor 1. Bases 1 to 909 code for a protein of 302 amino acids. The record is from RefSeq and is a predicted model, not a curated record. Gene Ontology annotation, molecular function: phosphoprotein phosphatase activity. The transcript has a single exon. NCBI's taxonomy places the organism in Eukaryota, Fornicata, Diplomonadida, Hexamitidae.